This is a messenger RNA of Corythoichthys intestinalis (scribbled pipefish), 1755 nucleotides long. RefSeq names its product immunoglobulin superfamily, member 5a (gene igsf5a). The coding region runs from base 347 to 1405 and encodes 352 amino acids. The record is from RefSeq and is a predicted model, not a curated record. NCBI's taxonomy places the organism in Eukaryota, Metazoa, Chordata, Actinopteri, Syngnathiformes, Syngnathidae. The transcript is spliced from 8 exons.
UGCACUGUGAAAAUUAUUCGUUUUAUUUUUGUCUUUUACAUUGGGUAAAUUCAUCAUAAACAACCUCUUUCUACAAUGAAUGUAAAAUUUUAAUUGGUCAAAAACUAAAGUCAACAUUGAAUCAUAUUGGAAUAAAUUGGGGCAUAUUGGUACUUUUCUCUUGGUAUUAACACAGAGAUCAUGCAUGAUCGUGUACAUAAUUAAUCAACAAUUCAGACUGUUUGCAAUGUCCAUUCCAAAACAUAAAACAGGAUUUUUUUUUUUCUUCAAACGGUCAACAUUAAUACAUAAUAUUUUCUUCGUCAAAUGACAAUGUAAAUAUUGCUAUCUUUCAGGCUGAAUAAAAAUGGAAUUUUAUUCAUGGAUGUGGCUCAUGCUAUGUGCAACUGAAGUCAUGGGACAGUUCCAAGUGGAGCCUCUUGAUUCCACCGUUCUAAAAGGCUCUGAUGCACGAUUCAACGCUAUUGUGGAAGUACCAUGGGAGGUCAUGACAUGGAAUGUCAGAGGUUUUCUGGUUCUCACAGUUCCUAGAAGUGGAAACAUAUCUUCUUCCUCAGAACAGUUUUCUGCCUCCUUCUGCUCAGCUGGCGACACCAGCUGUGUGGCGUUCACCAUUCACAACACCUCCCGCAGGGAAGCUGGGCUGGUCACCUGCACUAUACAGGGAGCCUAUGGAUCAAAGUCGGCAAGUCUACACGUUCAAGAGAGUGGAACAAUCAAGAUCAAAGAAGGUGAUAUGAAAGUGGACCAGGAUGAGGAGGUGGAGUUCAACUGUGUGACCUCAGCUUGGUUCCCUCGUCCUGUUGUCAGUUGGAACCUGAAUGGUGACUCUGUGGAUAGUAGCCUGUACAACAGCAGUCAUGUAGCACAUGAAGAUUGGUUCAACUCCUCCAGUGUCCUAAAGUUUCGUGCUGUCAAAAAUUCUACAGUAGCAUGUUUGGCAACGUUACAGAAACUAAAAAAAACACUAUCCAGCUCUGUCCACCUAGCGGUUGUGCCUAAGCCUCCAGACUGGACUGUCUUGAUAGCUGUGGUUUGCUCCUUUGGCGGUUGUGCUCUGCUCGUUUUACUCAUCCUAGGGGUGAUCUUUUGCUACAGACGCAGGAAAGAAAAAGAACCCAACUAUCAAGAUGAAAUGACUAAAAGAGUGAGGACACAGAGCCAGUUGAGUGGAAUGAGACCGCCUGGACAGAAACAAGGUCGAGUCAAUGCAGGUUAUGUGGCAGAUGGACAAACAAGUGUUGCUCCAAGUGACUUGACAGACAGUGAUUAUUUCCAUGCAAGUCGGUUCAAUUUUUCUGAGAUUGCUGAUGUUGUUUAUCACCACACAGAACAUGACUCCAAAACAUCCUAUAUAGAUGUGGAUGAAGGCUUCAGAAAACAUAGACAUGCCACUACUGUAUGAGAAGUUUUUUUUUUCUUAGGUGUUUUCCAGGGUUUAAAUAUUUUUAGUGCAUAGUAAUGAAGCAAGCAAUAUAUUUGGAACUCUUGAUGAGAAUGUGGUGUCUCGCUUGACAAAGUUGCAUCAUCAGUACAUAUAUCAUAGGCAUAUCAUAGCAUGUCAGUUCUACAACAAUAAAAACUUCCUUUGAAUAAUUAUGAAUAGAUACAUAAAGUUGAGGAUUAUUUAUCAAGGUGGACUGAAUCUCUUAUUGAAUAUUAAUGAUAGCGUGGAUUAAAAACAUUCUUUCUGAUACAAUGUACACUGUAUUAAAAAAAACAAACAGUUAAAAACUCAUCAAAUAUAUGGUUAAA